Molecule: messenger RNA, 612 nt
Organism: Thelazia callipaeda (thelaziosis nematode)
Lineage: Eukaryota; Metazoa; Nematoda; Chromadorea; Rhabditida; Thelaziidae
Source: the annotation of a GenBank genome assembly
UUGCCAACCACUGUCAAUUAUGUCUGUGAUAGUAAUCCCAUCAUUACCCAGUUUACUCAUCGUUAUCAUUAUCACUGUCACAAUCAUAAUUAUCAGCUUCAACAUGAUCAGAAGUACAGAAAUGAUAAGUGGAAUUCAGAAAGAUACUCUCUGUAUGGACGACAUGCUUUACACAGUUAUGUGCAGCAUUUAGCGUCAAAUGAGUCCAUGUCAUCUCCAUCUAAUUCUAAAACAGAAGUGGAAUGCAGUCAACCACCAUCGUUGACAUUGCCCGGUCUUACUGGUCCGAUACAACUGUGGCAAUUUUUAUUGGAACUUUUAAUGACUGAGUCUACAAAUUCAUGCAUUGCUUGGACUGGCGAUGGAUGGGAAUUCAAACUAAAUGACCCUGACGAGGUAGCUCGUAAAUGGGGCAUUCGUAAAAAUAAGCCAAAGAUGAAUUAUGAGAAGCUUUCCCGUGGUUUGAGAUAUUACUAUGACAAAAAUAUCAUUCAUAAAACGCCCGGUAAAAGAUACGUGUAUCGAUUUGUAUGUGAUCUCACCUCUGUGUUGCAAAUGUCCUCUGAGCAAAUUCGCAGAAAAAUGCAGCCGAAACCCGAACUUGAACAGUAA